Acanthosepion pharaonis is the source of this 3966-nucleotide messenger RNA. The record is from the annotation of a GenBank genome assembly. NCBI's taxonomy places the organism in Eukaryota, Metazoa, Mollusca, Cephalopoda, Sepiida, Sepiidae.
AUGGACUUGAAUAUCCUUAUCUUCUUCCUUGCCCUCCUUUCUUCUUUUCUUUUUUCUUUUACUUUUUAUUUCUUUCUUGUUUUUAUUCUUCUUUACUUCAAUCUUUCUUUCUUCCUUUCUUCUAUUUCUUUCUACUUUUCUUUCUCUCUUUAUUUCUAUUUCUCUGUUUCAUUCAUUAGUUUUUUUCUUAUAUUCAUUCAUUCAUUGCAUAUUUCAUUCACGUUUCAUAAUGUCUUUGUAUUAUUUUUCUUUCUCGCUUUUUUCUUUCUCUUUUUUUUCAAUCGUUAUUAUUCAUUCUCGUUUUUUUUUCUCUUUCUUUUUUUUUUCAACUUUUUCUUUACUUUUCUAACCGUUAUUUUUUUCUCUUUUUCAAUCGUUAUUAUUCAUUUCUCUUUUUUUCUAUUUUUUCAACCGUUUUUUUCAUUUCUCUUUUUUUCAACGUUAUUAUUCAUUCUUUCUUUUCUUUCUCACUUUUCUCAACCGUUAUUUUUCAUUCUCUUUUUUUUCUUUGUUAUUAUUCAUUUCUGUUAUUUUUCUCAACCGUUAUUUUCAUCUCUCUUUUUUCAAUCGUUAUUCAUUCUUUUUCUUUCUCACUUUUCGUUAUUUUCAUUCUUCUUUUUUUCAACCGUUAUUUUUUCUUCUUUUCUUUCUCUUUUUCAACCGUUAUUAUUCAUUCUCUUUUUUUCAAUCGUUAUUCAUUUCUUUUUCUUUUUUUCUCAACCGUUAUUUUUCAUUCUCUCUUUUUUUCAAUCGUUAUUAUUGUUCUCUGUUUUUCUUUCUUUUUCUUUAUUUUUCAUUCUUUUUUCAAUCGUUAUUUUCAUUCUUUUUCUUUUUUUUCAUUUUUCAUUCUAUUUUUUUUUCAAUCGUUUUCAUUUCUUUUCUCCCUUUUUCUCAACUGUUAUUUUUUCAUUCUCUCUUUUUUUUCAAUCGUUCUUUUUAUUCACUUUUUCUUCCGUUAUUUUUUCUUUCUUUUUUCAAUCGUUAUUCAUUCAUUCUUUUUAUUUUUCAUUAUUUUCAUUCUCUUUUUUUCAAUCGUUAUUAUUCAUUCUCUUUUUUCUUUUCUUUCUUUCUCAACCGUUAUUUUUCAUUCUCUCUUUUUUUUCAAUCGUUAUUAUUCAUUCUCUCUUUUUCUUUCUCACUUUUCUCAACCGUUAUUUUUCAUUCUCUCUUUUUUUUCAAUCGUUAUUAUUCAUUCUCUCUUUUUCUUUCUCACUUUUCUCAACCGUUAUUUUUCUUUCUCUUUUUUCAAUCGUUAUUAUUCAUUCUCUUUUUUAUUUCUCAUUUUUCUCAAAUCGUUAUUUUUUUUUCUUUUCUUUUUCAAUCGUUUUUUAUUCAUUCUCUUUUUCUUUCUCACUUUUCUCAACCGUUAUUUUUCAUUCUCUCUUUUUUUUCAAUCGUUAUUAUUCAUUCCCUCUUUUUCUUUCUCACUUUUCUCAACCGUUAUUUUUCAUUCUCUCUUUUUUUUCAAUCGUUAUUAUUCAUUCCCUCUUUUUCUUUUCUCACUUUUCUCAACCGUUAUUUUUCAUUCUCUCUUUUUUUUCAAUCGUUAUUUUAUUCUCUUUUUCAAUUUUUAAUUUUUCUCUUUUUCUUUUUUUUCAACCGUUAUUUUCAUUCUCUUUUUUUUCAAUCGUUAUUAUUCUCUCUUUUUCUUUUCUUUCUCAACCGUUAUUUUUUUUUUUUUCGUUAUUAUUUUUCACUUUUCUCAACUGUUUUUUUUUUUCAAUCGUUAUUAUUCAUUCUCUCUUUUUCUUUCUCACUUUUCUCAACCGUUAUUUUUCUUUCUCUCUUUUUUUUCAAUCGUUAUUAUUCAUUCUCUCUUUUUCUUUCUCACUUUUCUCAACCGUUAUUUUUCAUUCUCUCUUUUUUUUCAAUCGUUAUUAUUCUUUUCUCUCGUUAUUUUUCACUUUUUUCAACGUUGUUAUUUUCAUUCUCUCUUUUUUUCAAUCGUUAAUUAUUCAUUCUCUUUUUUUUCUUUUUUUCUCAACCGUUUUCAUUCUCUCUUUAUUUUAUUCAUUCUCUUUUUUUUCACUUUUUUCAAUCGUUAUUAUUCAUUCUCUUUUUUCAAUUUUUUCCUCUUUUUCUUUCUCAACUGUUAUUUUCAUUCUCUUUUUUCAAUCGUUAUUAUUCAUUCUCUUUUUUCUUUUCUUUUCAACCGUUAUUUUCAUUUCUCUUUUUUUUCAAUUUUUAUUAUUCUCUCUUUUCUUUUCUUUUUUCAAUUUUCAUUUCUCUCUUUUUCAAUCAUUAUUAUUUCUUUCUUUCUCACUUUUCUCAACCGUUAUUUUUCAUUCUCUCUUUUUUUUCAAUCGUUAUUAUUCAUUCCUCUUUUUCUUUCUCGCUUUUCUCAACCGUUAUUUUUUUCUCUUUUUCAAUCGUUAUUUUUUUCUUUCUCACUUUUCUCGUUAUUUUUUUCUCUUUUUUCUCGUUAUUUUACAUGUGUUAUUUUUCAUUUUCUCUUUUUUUCGUUAUUAUUGGCUCUUUCUUUCUCACUUUUCUCAAAUCAUUCUCUCUUUUUUUUUCUUAAUCGUUAUUUUUUUUUUUCUCACUUUUCUUUUUUUUUUUUCUUUUUUUUUUCAUUUGUUAUCUUUUCUUUCUUUUCUCAACCGUUAUUUUUUCAUUCUCUCUUUUUUUCAAUCGUUAUUUUUUCUUUUUCUUUUUUUUUUUAACCGUUUUUUUUAUUUUUUUUUUUUUUCGUUAUUAUUUUCCUUCUCUCUUUUUUCAACCGUUUUUUUAUUUUUUUUUCAAUCGUUUUUUUUUCCUUUUUCUUUUUCAACGUUAUUUUUCUUUCUCGUUCAAUUUUUCAUUUCUCUUUUUUCAACCGUUAUUUUUUCAUUUUCUCAAUCGUUUUUCAUUUGUUUUUUUCUUUUUCUCAACUGUUUUUUUUCUUUUUUUUCAAUCGUUAUUAUUUUUCUUUUCUUUUUUCUUUCUCAACGUUAUUUCUUUUUUCAUUUCGUUAUUUUUUUCUCUCAACCGUUUUUUUCAUUUCUUUUUUUAGUCGUUUUUUUCUUUUCUUUUUUUCUUUCUCUCUUUUCAUUUCCUAUUAUUUUUUCUCUUUUUUUCAAUUUUUUUUUUUCAAUCGUUUUUUCCUCUUUUUUUUUUUUUUUUCAUUUUUUUAUUUUCAUUUUUUCAUUUGUUAUUUUUCUUUCGUUAUUUUUCUCUCUUUUUCCAUUUUAUUUUUCUUUUUUUUUUCUUAUUUUUCAAUUUUUCUUUUUUCAAUUUUUUUUUUUUUCUCUUUUUUUCUUUUUUUUCUUUUUCUUUUUCAAUCGUUAUUUUUCUCUCUUUUCCAUUUUUUCUUUUUUUUUCUUUUUUCUUUCUAUUUUUUUCAAUUUUUUUUUUUCUUUCUCUUUUUUCUUUUUCUUUUUUUCUUUUUCAAUCGUUUUUUCUCUUUUUUUCGUUAUUUCUCUAUUUUUCAUUUUUUUUUUUUUUCUAUUUUUUCAAUCGUUAUUUUUCAAUCGUUAUUUUUCUUUUUUUUUUUUUUUCUUUUCUAUUUUUUUCAAUCGUUAUUUUUUUCUUUCUUUCUUUUUCUUUUUCUUUUUUUUCAAUCGUUAUUUUUUUUUUUUUUUGUCUAUUUUUUUCAUUCAUUUUUUUCUUUUUAUUUUUCUUUCUUUCUUUACCAAUCAUUGGUUCUUUUCCUUUUUUUUUUUUUUAUUUAUAUUAUUUUCUUUCAUUCUUUAUUUACUUGUUUCCAUCUUUUUUCAAUUUUUAAUUUUUUUUUUCCUUUCCUUCUUUUCAUUUUUCUUCUUUUUUUGUUACUUUUUUCCAUUUUUUUCUAGUACUUUUUAUCAUUUUUUUUAUUUCAUUCUUUUUUCUUCUUCAUUCAUGUUUUUCUUUAUAAUUCUUUCUUAUUUUAUCUUUAUUAUUUUCAUUCAUGUUUUCUUUAAUUCUUUCCAUUCUUUCUUUAUUUUUUUUUUCUUUUUUUUUUUCGCUUGUAGAAUUUUAUUUUAUUUUUUUUUGCCCUCAAUGAAAUAA